Herpailurus yagouaroundi (jaguarundi) is the source of this 2898-nucleotide messenger RNA. RefSeq names its product chromosome unknown C5orf34 homolog (gene CUNH5orf34). The transcript is spliced from 14 exons. Lineage: Eukaryota; Metazoa; Chordata; Mammalia; Carnivora; Felidae. The record is from RefSeq and is a predicted model, not a curated record. Bases 810 to 2726 code for a protein of 638 amino acids.
UUUGACCCAAGUUUUUUCGGUUUUGUUUUUUGUUUUUUACAGCUUUAUUAAGGUAUCAUUUUUGUUUAGAUUAAAUAAGCGUUAGUCCACUAAAAUCCACCCAUGUGGUUAGCUCUUGGCUGAGCUAUCAGACGCUGGUCCUCACGGGAGGAGUCACAACCAGGUGGGGCGGGUACCAACCUUUGAGUAUCGGAAGUAAAGAUCAAAGAGGAAGCAACCACAUUCAGGACUGGGAACGCCCACCUCCCCUACUUCCGGUCCCGUUCUUGCUGGGCGCUCGACGGAUUGGCCCCCGGAACAGAGGGCGUGCUUGGGCGGGACUUCCGGUCUUUUGGAGAGGAAAGACGCUUCCGCGGGUUGAGGGAAGAUUUGAACUGCUGAUUUCCUGUGUUUAUUUUGCGGGGAGGUGGUUGGCGUUUCAGCUUCUCUCCCGCUGCUGACUCGACGAACGUCUCGGCUAAAAAUAUUCUCCCUGUGGCCUUAUUCCUCUGCGCUUGUCACUGUUUUCUCUCAUCAAGAAACAUAACUUGUUGGUAAUUUGUCAGAUUCAUGAAAUAUCCAUCGAGAAGCAGUCGUGGGCAGACUUCAAGCAUUUUGGCAAAUUAAAGCACAGGGGCCGUUGAUUGGCCUUAUUUCCGCGACUUUUCAUCUCAGAAUUGCCGUGUUGAGUCCCAAGACGUUGGUGGUUGUUUUGGUGAGGCUUUUUCUGUAACUACAUAUUGCCAUUUUGAAAAAUGAGGUCCAAUUGAUGUCAAGUACAGACUUGUCAAUCUUCUCCUUGGAAGGACAUUUUAUCCGUAGUCAUAGUAAUGGCAGCUGAAGUGCAAAUGGUACUUUAUGAAGAUGAUUCCGUGCAAGUGCAAUAUGCUGAUGGUUCCAGACUACAGCUUUCUCCUUGUGGCUCUGAAUUUUUAUUUGAAAAGGCACCUCCUGUUUCAGCACAUCCUUUAGAACGACCAGAAAGAAUUCGUCAAAGGACACAUUUUGUUAUCAGCACUUACCGAGAGCAACUACAGCGAGCCCUAGAUUUUCGAAAUUCUUUUGCUACUUGCCCUUUUUUAUCUGAAAGCAUCAUACCUUCUGAAAGAAAAAAGCGUAUCUUCAUUGACUUCUCAGAAGUCAGAUGGCCCAGUCCUGAUACUGAUGAUGGCAUGCUGUGUAUGCAGAGCGGCACCGUGAAGAUAUCAUCAUUAGAUGGGCAUGCAUACCUUUGUCUGCCGAGAUCGCAGCUUGAAUUUACAGUACAUUUUUUGUGUAAAGUAAGCCAGAAGCCAGACUCAUCUAUAGUAUUGUCAGAAAAGAAGAUUCAAGCCAGAAAGGACAAACUAGAUGAAACAGCAGGCAAAAUCUGUACAUAUGGAAGUUUAUCAAGACAGAGACUGAAGAAUAAAGAAAACGAACUUUACUAUCAGACCAUGAAAUCCAAGGAACCUUUAGAGAAAAAGAGCUGUGUAAAUGGAGCCGAAGGGAGUGGCGAGCCACCUCUGCCUGGUACAAAACACAUGUGUGUAUACACGUGGGUGAAACAAUGCUGGCCUGUGGCCUCCUGUCCAGAGGAAUGGAAAUAUCCCUUGUCUUUAGCACUGCAUUUGCAUGAUAAAAUCAGCAGUGUGUCUAGAAUUGAUGCAGCCAUCACCCAGAAUAAAACUUUGACUUCUGAUAUUUCAGAGGAAAGAGGAAAAGAGGUUUCUGUUCUUCCCAGGGCCCUGUUACUCAGCUGUCCUGUCCCACACCUGCACAGGUGGAAUUUUUGUGAUUCACUUUCACAAGGACAGUUUGAUGAAGAAUAUUCCUAUCCUGAACUAGUGAAAGUGGUUUGGUACAAAGGUGUAACUUAUCGACUUACCCAUAAAAAUGUGAACUCAAUAGAGAUUUAUCCUGGAGAUGGCUCUGUUUUCAAAUCUGAGGGAGCUUAUUUUGGGAGCUAUUUUACUUAUUAUUCCAUUCAGGAAGGAUCAGAAGAGAAAGAAGAGAAAACUUAUUCAGUAAAUAACCUUCCUCCUGAUAGACCAGGAAGUCUGUUCUCUGUGUGUUCUCUAAUUAAACAGGCAACCAGAAUUCUUCAGCACUGUGCGAAGACAAGGCUUUCUUUAAGCCAUAACUAUCGUAUAUGCUGCUGGAAAAUGGUACCUAGGAUAAAUGAUAGCAAUAUACUGCCUUUACUUUUGAGAGAAUCGCUCAUACCCAGCGUGGGAAGAUUUCUUGCAUACUCUGAUGACAAAGUACAUGCUCUCUUUUUAAAUGGCAUUACUCUAACCCUAAAUUGGAAUUUCAGCUCUUUUACUGAAAAGAGACAGGUAAAUCAAGGUCUCAACUUAGCUUGGUGUAAGUUAACUUUUCCUGAUGGGCAAGAUCAGUUAAUUCAUAUUGGACACCCUGGACCAUAUGAAAGAUAUGUGACAGCAGUCGUAUCAUGGUGCAGAAGCCUGACCCAGACUAAUCAGAGAGAGAUGCCCACACAUUCUUCAUCUUCUAUUCUUGAAGAAAAUUGGUCUGUGGCCUCUGAACUUGAAAAGAUAAAGAAGUUUAACUUGUUACUGGAGAAUAGUGGUAUCCUAAACCAGAUUUCCAACAAAGAAAAUGAACAGUCAUCUGAUCAUUAUGAACCAAAACCUUCAGAAACCUUGCUGGAAGAAGUUAAUGAAAAGAGAGUAUCAGUGGCAUUGAAAAAAACUUCUGAAAUCCUUCAGGAUAUUGACUAUCUUCUAUUAAAUUCUAAAAAGUGAAUCACAAACCUUAAGGAUGUUGUUUCAAGUGACUAGUAUUACUAGAAGCCUUCCAUGUUGUUCUUCUAUAGCUCUAGAAAGCCUGGAGUAUAAGAUGUACAAUGCUGCCAUAAGGGCAAUGUGAAAUUGUUACUACAAUUGAGACAAAUUGUCCUUAUCAUGACUAAAAGCA